Molecule: messenger RNA, 957 nt
Organism: Nakaseomyces glabratus
Lineage: Eukaryota; Fungi; Ascomycota; Saccharomycetes; Saccharomycetales; Saccharomycetaceae
Gene: PPM1
Product: leucine carboxy methyltransferase
Biological process (GO): C-terminal protein methylation
Molecular function (GO): protein C-terminal leucine carboxyl O-methyltransferase activity
Source: RefSeq, a predicted model, not a curated record
AUGGAAUUGGCGGUACAGCGGACUGAUACGGAUGCUCUCAGUAGUAAAGUGAGUGCCAUACACACAAAGUAUCUUAGCGGUGGGAUCAGCCAGCAGUUUGCGUAUGAGGAAGUGUAUGGAGAGUAUUUGGCGUCGUUGCGGCAGGUGAGCAGGCGGGUUUUUGGAAAGUGCAGGUACAGUGGUGCGUCUUUCCCGGUUAUGAACUAUGGCACUUAUCUGAGGACGGUAGCGAUAGAUGAACGUGUACUGGAGUUUUUGCAGUGUAAUAGUGGCUCACAGGUCCAGAUUGUAAAUAUUGGUUGCGGGUCUGAUCUUCGGAUGGUGUCUGUUCUGGCCAAACACAGCAAUGUGAAGUAUAUCGAUUUGGACUUCAAAGAGUCUGUGGAGUUGAAGAGACAAGUGCUGGAGAAAUCGUCUACGUUAUCCAGCUAUCUCAAAAACGAUAACUAUGUGCUGAGAAGUUGUGAUCUGAGAGAUGUACCAGAUACAUUAGAAUUGCUCAAUGAAGAAUGUAAGCCAGAAUUACCUACCUUGAUAAUAUCCGAGUGUGUACUAUGUUAUAUGCCGGAGAAAGAGACACAAUCACUGAUUGAUGGAAUAAUACGCUUAUUUAAGAAUGGUAGUUGGGUUUCCUAUGAUCCUAUGGGAGGAUCGGACAAAAACGACAGAUUUGGUGUCAUAAUGCAGCAAAACUUGAGGGACUCAAGGCAAUUAGAGAUGCCUACAUUGCUAAUAAACAAUUCGCCAGAAAUAUACGCUUCUAGAUGGACCCCCAACUCAGAUGAACAGUUUGAAAGAGUAGUGACUGAUAUGUGGACGUAUUAUAAUGAUAAGGUGCCAGCUGAGGAAAAGCAAAGGAUAAAGAGAUUACAAUUCCUUGAUGAACUGGAAGAACUGAAAGUGAUGCAGAGCCACUAUGUAAUAUUCUUCUGUAAAUGGAACGCCAAUCCAAACUGA